CAGAAAAUGGCGCGUGCGGGAGAGUUAACGAAAUUAGGGCUUUUGGCUAAAAAUCAGGAGAAAAAGAUAGAAAAUUGCUGUAAUGGUGAGAUUUGCUAUGUUAAGGAUGUUCCAGAGAGAAUGGAUGUUGGUGUUGACGAACAAUUCCAAUGGCGGAGGAAAAAGCUUUAAGGGGAAGAGAGAGAAACUAUUCUUUGACACAAACCUUAAUUAGCAAGAAAGAGAGAGAGAGAGAGAGUGGAGGCAGAGAGGCAGAGAGUUUGCGACGAGGAGGAAGAAAGGAGCCAAAAGCCCUGCGGCAGCGAUCUGAAAUCUCCGGUUUCGUUCGCUGGCCGCGACAACGACGACACACAAACCAGGCAAUGGAGAUUACGCUUUGGGCGUUUCGUCGUUAAGUCUGAGGCUUGAGGAAGAAGAAGAUGGUGAUGGGGAGGAAGAAAAGCUGCCAUGUUCAUAGUGCUCCUUCCGAUGACGAUACAAUGUUUUCUCAAGAUCAUAAACCCAAGAGGAUCUACCAACUCUGGCCCGGCAACAAUAGAUUUUAUUGCGGAGGGAGACUAGUCUUUGGUCCAGAUGCAUCUUCUCUCCUUCUGACAACAGCUAUGAUUGGAGGUCCUGCUCUCACUUUCUGCAUACGAAUGGCUUUUUUGAUCGGGAAACGCUAUCCUUUGUUCCACUCUCUUGUAUUGUUGGGUGCACUUUUGCUCACUGUCUUGGAUUUUAUAUUUCUCUUCUUAACAUCAUCGAGAGAUCCCGGGAUUAUCCCUAGAAACAAAGAAGCUCCUGAAGCAGAAGGGCUUGAUAUGAUCACUCAAUCCUCAGAAUGGGUAAAUAACAAACUCGGUAAUACAAAAAUACCUCGAACCAAGGAUAUACUGGUGAAUGGUUAUACUGUCAAAGUUAAAUUUUGUGAUACAUGUUUGCUUUACCGGCCUCCUCGCGCCUCUCACUGUUCGAUCUGUAACAACUGUGUUCAAAGGUUUGAUCAUCAUUGUCCAUGGGUUGGCCAAUGCAUCGCUUUACGAAACUAUCCGUACUUCAUCUGUUUCAUAUCAACUUCAACACUCCUCUGCUUGUACGUCUUUGUCUUCUCAUGGGUCAGUAUGCUUGAGGUACACGGCAAGAUGUUGCUAAUGGUCAUCACAAACGACUUAGUAUUUGUUGUUCUCAUCCUCUACUGCUUUGUCGUUGUCUGGUUUGUCGGCGGGCUCACUGUUUUCCACCUUUACCUCAUUUGCACCAACCAGACAACUUAUGAGAAUUUCCGGUAUCGGUAUGACAAGAAAGAAAACCCUUAUGGAAAGGGUCUCUUCAAGAACCUAUAUGAGUUGUUCUUUGCUAGAAUUCCACCUCCCAUGACAAACUUCAGAGACUGGGCUCCAGAGGAACCUGACGAGGAGGUUGGAUCCAUUGCAUCUGAGCUAGACCGAACUUUUGGACCCCGAGGAGAUAAAUAUGAUAUGGAAAUGGAAAUUGGCGGUUGCAAAAACAGUAAGGGCGGUUUGCGCCUCCAGACACUGGAGUAUGACAACAACAACAGGGAAGAAACUGUCAAGAAGAAAGGGUUAGACGAAGGAACCGCAGGGACAACUACCGCGUUUUACAUCCCGGGGAUUCAAGAACCCACAAAUAUUACAAGAAACUCGAGCAUUGAUGUGAGAUCGAGGUAGGACAACAAAAAAACACAUGGAUCAGAACAUAGAUCUGUUGCAGAAUCUUUGCGCCUGUGAAAAAUGCUUGUUGACUUGUGUAAACUAUACUCUCAUUGUUUCUAAAGCUAUCCGCUUUUUGUCUUCAACGAGUAAACUUUUUCGACUCAGACAAAAAAGGGUAGCAGAAAGAAUCAAGUGUAGUCAUUGUGGCGUGGGUUUCUUGCGUUACAGGGUUAUUCAAAACAGUUUCUUUCA
Molecule: messenger RNA, 1907 nt
Organism: Arabidopsis lyrata subsp. lyrata
Lineage: Eukaryota; Viridiplantae; Streptophyta; Magnoliopsida; Brassicales; Brassicaceae
Product: probable protein S-acyltransferase 2
Exons: 5
Coding region: 420-1670 (416 amino acids)
Biological process (GO): protein targeting to membrane; peptidyl-L-cysteine S-palmitoylation
Cellular component (GO): endoplasmic reticulum; Golgi apparatus
Molecular function (GO): protein-cysteine S-palmitoyltransferase activity
Source: RefSeq, a predicted model, not a curated record